AUGGGCGACGUGGCGACAGAGGACAAGGCGCAGGUGCAGCUGCGCCAGCGCGUCGCAGGCCAGCUGGCACAGGCGGGCCAGUCGUCCAAUGACGUCCUCGCCGGCCGCGUCGUCGACAUGGCGCGCUCGCUGCGUGGCGAGGUCGCCUUUGUCGGUGCGCUCGGCGCCCUGUUUGGGCGCGACAAGGUGCCGCGCCAGGUGGCCAGCGCCAUCCUCGAUGAAGUUGAGCGCGUGCCGCCGCCGUCGACGUCGAGGUCCACAGGAGCGCAGGGGAACGAAAGCGACGGCUCACAGGCGGCACGCGCGGCGCCGACGAGGGCCGGACUCAGCACGGGCAGCGGUGAGAAGCACGUCUUUGUGGCGCGCUCGUCUGGCUCUGGCGCCUCGUCGUCGAAGCAAAGACCAAGCGAGGAAGCGCCCGCCCGCAAAAAGAUCAAGGUCGACUCGGCCCUCGAUCUGGCCGCUUCACUCGAUGGGGAAGACGAGGGCAGCGGGGAGCAGGGACUGAAUGCGGCGCAGUUCAAGGUCCCCGCGAGGCCAGCGGCCAAGACACACGCCAGGCUCAAGGGCAGCGAGACGCCCUCGCACCCCGGCGGGCUCUCGGACACGGCGCGGCAGCGGCUCGAGGAGUACAAGCAGAAGCGCGCGGCGCGGCAGGCCCAGGCCGCCACCACCACGAACACCACUACCUCGAAGGACGACGAGCACCCGCGGCUGGGCCAGGACACAUUCAACGAAUUCAAGGACCGGCUCAACCGCGACAUUCGGCAGCGGCCGGAGUCGACUUCGAAACCGCCGCCGCCCGAGUCCGAGUCCAGAUCCAACCCAGCCCCGGACAGACGGCGGCCCUGGCUGGAUGCGACGCCGCGGGAGAACGGCCGCGCGUCAGGACUCGAUCCGAGGAGCAGAGGCAGCAGCGGCAGCAAUGGUGCACGGCAGGGAGCAAGGGACUCAGCGCCAGGCGCGCGCUCCUGGGAUGCCACGCCGCGGAGUGUGAGGGGGGGAGGCCAGUCGUGGGAUGCUACGCCGCGGAGUGUGCGCGGCGGUCAGUCGUGGGACGCCACGCCGAGGAGCGUCCGUGGGGGAGGCCAGUCGUGGGACGCAACUCCGCAGCCAAGAUCAGCGAGAAGAGAAAAGGACGAGGACGGCCGGCUCACGCUCGCGGGCCGCAACUGGGAGCCCGACGACGACGAGAAGCAGGCCAUUGACCGGGACUGGUACGGGGCCGAGGAGGCGGGCGGCGUCGUGGGCGACGACGACCACAACCCGUUUGCCGACUAUGCCGAGGCCGAGGCGCAGGCGCAGGCGCAGGCGCAGGUGCAGCAGAAGGCGAGGCUGAGCGCACGCCAGCUCCAGCGCAAGCAGGAGGUCGACGACUGGGAGGAGGACCGGCUGCGGGUGAGCGGCGUGGGCGCACGGCGCGCCAUCGACCUCGACCACAGCAUGAACGACGAGUCAGAGAGCCAGGUCCAUCUCCUCGUCCACGACCUCCGCCCGCCGUUUCUCGACGGUAAAACCGUCUUUACGCGCCAGCUCGAGCCGGUGAACCCGGUGCGAGACCCGACGUCGGACAUGGCCGUCUUUUCGCGCAAGGGCAGCCGCCUCGUGCGCGAGCGUCGCGAGCAGAAGGAGCGCCAGCGCGCCGCCGCCAAGGCUGCCGCCCUCGCCGGCACUGCGCUGGGCAACAUCAUGGGUGUCAAGAGUGAAGAGGAGCAGGAGGAACAGCAACAAAAAGGAGAAGGAGGAGGCAAGGAGGAAUACAGCCACAAGAGCGAGUCGCAGUUUGCCUCGCACCUGAAAAAGGACAAGGGCGGCGGCUCGGCCUUCAGCCGGGGUAAGACGCUCAAGGAGCAACGCCAGUACCUGCCUGCGUUUGCCUGCCGCGACGAGCUGAUGGCCAUGAUCCGCGAGAACCAGGUCGUGGUCGUCGUCGGCGAGACGGGCAGCGGCAAGACGACGCAGCUCACCCAGUUCCUGCACGAGGACGGGUACACGCGCAACGGGCUCAUCGGCUGCACCCAGCCGCGCCGCGUGGCCGCCAUGAGUGUGGCUAAACGAGUCAGCGAGGAGAUGGACGUCGAGCUGGGGUCUACCGUCGGCUACUCGAUCCGCUUCGAAGACUGCACGAGCAGCAGCACGGCCAUCAAGUACAUGACCGACGGCGUCCUCCUCCGCGAGUCGCUCAACGAGGGCGACCUGGACCGCUACAGCGCCAUCAUCCUCGACGAGGCCCACGAGCGCAGCCUGAGCACCGACGUGCUCAUGGGGCUGCUGAAAAAGAUUCUCGCGCGCCGCCGCGACCUGCGUCUGAUUGUCACGUCGGCCACGAUGAAUGCCGACAAGUUUGCUGCCUUUUACGGCGGCGCACCCACCUUCACCAUCCCCGGCCGCACCUUUCCCGUCGACGUCCUCUUCAGCAAGGCGCCGUGCGACGACUACGUCGAGAGCGCCGUCAAGCAGGCCCUCUCCAUCCACCUCACCCACGGCGCCGGCGACAUUCUCGUGUUCAUGACUGGCCAGGAGGACAUCGAGACGACGUGCGACGUCAUUGCCGAGCGCCUGACUCAGCUCGACGACGAGGCGACGCCCCCGCUGCUCGUCCUGCCCAUCUACUCGCAGAUGCCCGCCGACUUGCAGGCCAAGAUCUUCAACCCGACUGAGCACGGCGAGCGCAAGUGCGUCGUCGCCACCAACAUUGCCGAGACGUCGCUCACCGUCGACGGCAUCAUGUACGUCGUCGACGCCGGCUACAGCAAGCUCAAGGUCUACAACCCGCGCGUGGGCAUGGACUCGCUCCAGAUCACGCCCAUCAGCCGCGCCAAUGCCAACCAGCGCGCCGGCCGCGCUGGACGCACGGGCCCUGGCAGUGCCUACCGCCUCUACACCGAGACGGCCUUCCAGGAGGAGCUGUUUGAAAACGGCAUUCCCGAGAUCCAGCGCACAAACCUGGCCAACACGGUGCUCCUGCUCAAGAGCCUCGGGGUAAAGGACCUGCUCGAGUUUGACUUCAUGGACCCGCCGCCCCAGGACAACCUCUUGACUUCCAUGUUCCAGCUCUGGGUCCUGGGUGCGCUCGACAACGUCGGCGACCUCACCCUCGUCGGCAAGCGCAUGUCCGAGUUCCCCAUGGAGCCGAGCCUGAGCAAGAUGCUCAUCGCCAGUGCCUCGCCCGAGUACGGCUGCUCGGCCGAGGUUCUUUCUAUCGUCGCCAUGCUCUCGGUCCCCUCGGUCUUUUACCGGCCCCGCGAGCGGCAGGACGAGGCCGACGCCGCGCGCGAAAAGUUCUACGUCGCCGAGAGCGACCACCUGACGCUGCUCCACUGCUACACCCAGUGGCGCACCAACGGCUACCGCGACGCCUGGUGCAACGCCCACUUUCUCCACGCCAAGGUGCUCCGCAAGGCCCGCGAGGUGCGCACCCAGCUCGAGGACAUCUGCAACACCCUCAAGCUGCCCAUUGUCUCGUGCGGCACCGACUGGGACACGGUGCGCAAGUGCGUCGCCGCCGGCUUCUUCCACCAGGCGGCGCGAGCCAAGGGCAUUGGCGAGUACGCCAAUGCGCGCACGGGCGUGCCCCUGCAGCUGCACCCCACCAGCAGCGUCUCGGGCGCGGGCGUGCAGCCGGCUUUUGUCGUCUUUCACGAGGUCAUUGCCACGGCCAAGACGUACAUGCACACCGUCACGGCCGUCGACCCGCACUGGCUCGCCGAGCUCGGAGGCGUCUUCUUUAGCGUGCGCGAGCGCGACGUCAGCGGCGCCCGCUCGCGCCUCGGCCAGCGCGACGCCGAGUUCAGCAAGCGCCGCGAGAUUGAAAUGGCCUUUGUGCGCGACAAGGAGCAGGAGCGCCGCCGCGACGAGGCCCUGCGCCGUAAAGAGGAGGCCAGCACGCCGCGCAUGGCCAUGCCCGGCAGCGCCACGCCGCGCCGGGGUCGCCGCUUCUAG
Molecule: messenger RNA, 3942 nt
Organism: Acaromyces ingoldii
Lineage: Eukaryota; Fungi; Basidiomycota; Exobasidiomycetes; Exobasidiales; Cryptobasidiaceae
Product: P-loop containing nucleoside triphosphate hydrolase protein
Exons: 1
Coding region: 1-3942 (1313 amino acids)
Biological process (GO): mRNA splicing, via spliceosome
Cellular component (GO): spliceosomal complex; intracellular anatomical structure
Molecular function (GO): RNA binding; ATP binding
Source: RefSeq, a predicted model, not a curated record